Alternaria atra is the source of this 699-nucleotide messenger RNA. RefSeq lists its product as uncharacterized. The transcript has 3 exons. The coding region runs from base 1 to 699 and encodes 232 amino acids. Gene Ontology annotation, biological process: carbohydrate catabolic process. Gene Ontology annotation, cellular component: extracellular region. The record is from RefSeq and is a predicted model, not a curated record. NCBI's taxonomy places the organism in Eukaryota, Fungi, Ascomycota, Dothideomycetes, Pleosporales, Pleosporaceae. Gene Ontology annotation, molecular function: cutinase activity.
AUGAAAUUCUUCGCUCUUUCCGUGAUGACUGCCCUUGCAGCAGCGUCGCCUGUAUCUUCGACAGCUCAGUUCUCAGAAAACGAGGUCCAAGCUCGCCAGUUCGGUUUCGGCACGAGCACCAGGAACGAACUUGAGAACGGACGAGCAGGAGCUUGUCCAAAGGUGAUUUUCAUCUUCGCCCGCGCAUCCACGGAAACUGGCAAUAUGGGCGCUUCUACUGGCCCUGUAGUAGCUAGUGCUCUUGAGCGCACCUACGGCGCAAGUGGUGUAUGGGUCCAAGGUGUUGGUGGCCCAUACUUGGCUGAUCUGGGCUCUAAUGCCUUGCCCGGCGGUACCUCACAGGCUGCUAUCAACGAGGCUGUCGGUCUUUUCCAGCAAGCAAAUCAGAAGUGCCCUAACACCUCCAUCGUUGCUGGUGGCUACAGUCAAGGUACAGCUGUUAUUGCGGGAGCUAUCCCCAAGCUCUCUACUACGAUUCGCAAUCAGGUCAAGGGUAUCGUGCUCUUCGGUUACACUCAGAACGCCCAGAAUCGUGGUAAUAUUCCUAGCUACCCCAGCGAUGACUUGGAGGUAUAUUGUGCUACUGGUGACUUGGUUUGUGUCGGAACGCUCACUAUUACUGCCGCACACUUCUCUUACGCGGAUGAGGCUGCCGGGCCUGCGCCUAGGUUCUUGCAGAGCAAAAUCAAUGGAAACUAA